AUGGAUGCCUUUAAGGAGGAAGUAGAACGCCUUGUAGCAGAGGGAAUUGGGAAACCAAUUAAAUUUAGUAAUUGGGCAGCCCCAGUGGUUGUGGUUCCAAAGUCAGGCGGACGAGUUCGAAUUUGUGGCGACUUCAAAGCAUUAAACUCGCAGUUGGAGGUGGAACAUGCGGUUAUACCCGGAGUAGAAGAAAUGCUUUUUAAGCUGCGGGGAGGCAAAUUUUUCGCACCGAUCAAUCUUUCGGAGGCAUACCUCCAGAUGGAACUUGAUGAUGAGUCUAAAAAGUUUACGGUCAUGAACACCGUCAUGGAACUGUUCCAGUGUCAAUGCUUGCCAUUUGGUGUAGCAAGUGCCCCGGCCACAUUUCAGCGGCUCCUCGAACAGGUAAUUGCUGGCAUUCGCCAGUGUGGCAAUUAUAUUGAUGAUAUUAUUGUGGCAGCCAGUACGGCUGAUGAGCUCUUGGAAAUUUUACGAGAAAUUUUUGAAAGGUUGAAGUUGUAUGGUCUUGUUUGUAACCUUGCCAAAUGUGUAUUUUUACAAACAGAGAUUGAGUUCUUACGCUAUACGAUAAGUGGGUCUGGAAUAAGGCCGUCUGACUCAAAAGUAAAAGCGAUCCAGGAGUUGUCACUACCCUCAAAUCUGAAGGAUAUUCAGGCGUUUAUGGGUAAAGUUACUUAUUACAAUAAAUUCAUCAAAAAUGUAUCUCAAAUAAGUUCACCAUUGAAUAAGUUGCCUAAUCAAGAGGUGCCUAACGAAUCUAUACCAAGUAAUAGCAGUAAUGAAACCAAGUCUGAUGGUUCACCUAUAAUGCAAACACCCAGACGUUCGGGCAGAGAUCGCAGACCUGUUGUCAGUCAUUGA
Episyrphus balteatus (marmalade hoverfly) is the source of this 861-nucleotide messenger RNA. RefSeq lists its product as uncharacterized. The record is from RefSeq and is a predicted model, not a curated record. Lineage: Eukaryota; Metazoa; Arthropoda; Insecta; Diptera; Syrphidae. The transcript is spliced from 2 exons. Bases 1 to 861 code for a protein of 286 amino acids.